AUGUCCGAUCCGCGUCUUUCCUCUCCCCAAAUUCAGAAAAUGUCAAAAUCUCCAUCUUCCUCCUCCAAGACGCGCUCAUCUUCUUCCAAGUCGCGUUCAUCAUCAUCUUCUUCCAAGUCGCGUUCAUCAUCAUCCUCUUCCAAGUCGCGUUCUUCCUCUUCCAAGUCGCGUUCUUCUUCUUCCAAGACGUUAUUAGACGAAUGUAUUGAACAAUUAACACAAAGGUGUUCCGAGGAAUGGAAUAAAUUGAGUGAACUGCAGAAGCGCGCGGCAGAAUGCAAACAAGUUGAUAAAUCGAAUACGGAAAAGAGAUUGGCAAAUCUAAGAGCUGAAGAACAAAGGUUGAUAUUUGAAUUGGAGAUUGCUGAGAAAGAUGCAAAGGAACCAAAUAGAUAUUCUCAAGUAAUAAGUCAAAUAAUGAUCAAAAAGCAACUCUAUGACAAUAUCCAACAGUAUAAGCAAGCCCUACCCCAAUUGCGUGAACAAUUACAAGAGACAAAGGAACAGCUGAAAAGAGAUCAGGAAACCCUAGCUGAGAAUGAAGCAAUAAAUGUAAUGUUGAGGGGAAAACUUGACAGUCUAAAAGGAUGGUAUGAAAAUCCUCUUGAAGCAGAGGCUGCUAAAUUGGAAAAACUGAGAAGUCAGCUAAACAUAGCAAACGAAGACAUAACUAUCUUGAUGGAAGAAUUGAUUGCAUUUUUGGAUACGCAUUUUCCUCCUGCUACAGUUAAGAAACAUGGCAGUGAUGAUCAAGUUAUUACUGCAUCACUAAAAGAAGUGCUUGAGGAAUUUAUGAACAAAUCAUUCUCAGACCCUGAACUAUAUAUCCAAUUUGAUGCUGAACAUGUCUGGUUACCACAUAUUGAAUUACUUAUUCGUGCUGGUAUUGCAAAACAACAUCCAGAAGAUGCUUACAAAAUUAGGCUUAUCAAUUUUCAUUCAUAG
Molecule: messenger RNA, 945 nt
Organism: Paraglomus brasilianum
Lineage: Eukaryota; Fungi; Glomeromycota; Glomeromycetes; Paraglomerales; Paraglomeraceae
Source: the annotation of a GenBank genome assembly